UUCAGAUGAAAGUAGAUGCCUUGACAUGGGGAAAUUAGACACACAUUGAAUUUUCCUUGGUGUUUUAUGUUUUGCUGUACUUGUGCUGCUUAAAGCUAAUACUGAAUUGUAGGAUAGAUUUUGUUAUCUGACAGAUUUUUGCUUGUAUUUACUGAGGCAAACAGUUUGUGACACCAAACACUGUGUUCACUCUUUCUUAUAUUCUUGGGUUUUGUUGUUUUGGGCUUUUUUUUUUUUUUUUUUUCUUCCAUUCUUGGAGGAUGGGUCUGUUUGCCACUGUUUGGAUUUUUGUUGUUGCUUGCUGCAAUGUCUAGAGCAAAGAGAUCAGAAGACUGGUUGCUAAUGCAGUAUAAAUUUAAAAUAGCCCUGCGCUGAAUAGUGGAUGCCAUGCAGCCCUGGCUUGAAAACAUCACUGAUGGAGAAUCAAACCUUUUUCUUAAAAGUUUGCUUCCAUGAUUACUUAUCUUCAUUUUUUAGUCUUCAAGCUUUAGAAAAGAUUGCUCUAAUUCUAUCAAUAAAAUGGAUAUUGAUAGAAAAUGAACAGCUGGUAUAAGCAGAAAAGUACAACCAGAAAUCUAGACAUGGCCAGAGACGAAAUAGUGUUAUACCUUGGCUUGGUGGAUGAGGAAUACGCAGGCUGAACUGUAAAACAGCAUUGAGGUUGGGACUGUUCUGAGAACCUUUCCUGACUGUAAAUCAGCCAACACGGGUUGUCACUUCUGUGAGUGCAAAGAAACUUUCCUGUGGUGGGAAUUUCACUGUUCAUUCCAAAUGGUGGAGAAUCAGGCCUGGGAGGAGUGAGUUCCUAAAGAAAUAGAAUGCCUUCUCAUGUGAAGGAUGGAUUUCUGGGCAAGAAAACAGCUGUCUAUGUCCAGUUUGCAGAAGGCUUCUCCAGAGCCGCUUUCUCGGCUAGUUGGAAUUGUUUCUUUAGUACAUUCAGAGCUCAUCACGAAAGGAUCACACAGAAUGAAUCCUGUGAGCAAAGGUAAUUGGCACUGUACCAGCUAAUGCUGCAGCCUUGUAUGUCAGGAAGAGCCUUUGUGGGAGCGUGUUUCAGUAGGAGGAGUUCAGACUUUUCCCAGCAUGUUCCAGAGCCCAUCUCUCUCAGCUCAGAAGCCUUGGAAGGACUACGCAGCGCAGCCUUCUCCUUUCUCCCAGGCUUGGGAAACAUACAGCUCUGAACGUGGGAGAAAACAGGGUUACCUGUCGAUGUGUAUUAAUUUGCUUCUCCCAGAAAACAACUAUGAUCCUGAGAAAUUUCACCUGAAGUAAGAUGAAGAAUUUGAGGACCAAAGGAACUAAGAGCCUUCUAUAAAGUCACAGAGUUUACAACAAAGAAGUUUGAACGAAAGCCGUUCAAGUCCUAGAUCUCUAAGAAGGCCUUAUCCAGAAAUGUCAUAGAAGACAAAUAGUAACCAGAGGUCUCAGAGCAAGGAUAAUCCUGGCUGUAAAACUGCCCCUUGCUGCUGCUGCUGUGGCAGUGUUGGUGAUGUCACCGCCAGAGAAAUUCUGACUCCAGAUUCUAGUUGCGGGUUCUGCACAUAUGAAAACCUAUCCUUUAGUGUGCGAACUUCAUAUGAGGAACUUCAGUCCUGAUUUACAGAGAUGUUCAUUUGCUGAAAAUGCUGACUGGUUCCUGAUAGAAUUUUACAAAAGCAUUAAGGAGGCCAUUGUGGAUGUCUCUAAUUGUUCUUCUUGUUGCCUGAAACCUCUGUAUCUAUCCAACAAGUCUAAAUGCUUUGUGGAGGGCACUCAGUGUAUCACAAACUAGAACAUUAGCACCAACAAGCUCCAAAGCAUCACCACUCUCUGGAAAGCCUCCCGAAUUAGACAAGAGCUACCUCUCAGCACAGCUGCAAAACACUUUAAACCUGACCAGCUAGAUGGAUAAACCUGUCCGGCAUAGCUUUUAAACUGGGGUCUUGCACAGCACAGAAGGCCUGCUUGCUUCGAGAACUGGAAAGCUGAAGGAUGGAUUGCUGUGUCUGGGAAUGGCAAAAGGCAGCAGAAUGAGAAAUGCUAGGGAACUUUGUGGGGGCUACUGGCAUGCACGCUGGAUGGCGGCGAUGCGAGUGGCAACCGUGCUGUGACAUGAAGAUUCUGAUGGUUUAGAGAAAGGAGACCAGUUUUAAAAAGCAAGAGAGAGGCAGAGGGAAAGCAAAAAGGAAAGAGAGAGAAGAAAACAGCUGGGGAGAGGAAAAGGAGGACGUUUUUUGAUGACAAAAGGAUGGGUUUCCAUUUGAUUAAACAGCUGAGAGGUAUGAGUGUGGUGUUAGUGCUACUUCCUAUGGUGCUGUUUGUUAUGCUUGCGGGGGCUCAGCGAGCUUGCCCCAAGAACUGCAGAUGCGAUGGCAAGAUUGUGUACUGCGAAUCUCAUGCAUUCAGAGACAUCCCUCAGAAUAUUUCUGGAGGGUCCCAAGGCUUAUCGUUAAGGUACAACAGCAUUCAGAAGCUUAAAUCGAAUCAGUUUGCGGGCCUGAAUCAGCUCAUAUGGCUUUAUCUUGACCAUAAUUACAUCAGCUCUGUGGAUGAGGAUGCAUUUCAGGGGAUCCGCAGGCUGAAGGAAUUAAUUCUAAGCUCCAACAAAAUUACGCAUCUGCACAACAAAACAUUUCACCCAGUCCCCAACCUCCGUAAUCUGGACCUCUCUUACAACAAGUUGCAGGUGUUGCAGUCUGAGCAGUUUAAGGGCCUUCGUAAACUCUUGAUCUUGCAUUUGCGGUCCAACUCACUGAAAACAGUGCCAAUCCGAGUUUUCCAAGAUUGCCGAAACCUUGAUUUUUUGGAUUUGGGCUACAACCGCCUGCGGAGCUUAUCUCGCAAUGCUUUUGCUGGCCUUUUGAAGUUGACGGAGCUCCAUUUGGAGCACAACCAGUUUUCUAAGAUCAAUUUUGCCCACUUUCCACGCCUCUUCAACCUUCGCUCCAUUUAUUUGCAGUGGAAUAGGAUCCGGUCUAUUAGCCAAGGGUUAACAUGGACUUGGAGUUCCUUGCACAACUUGGAUUUAUCAGGAAAUGACAUCACAGGGAUAGAGCCCGGGACGUUCCAGUGCCUCCCCAACCUGCAGAAGCUGAACCUGGAUUCCAACAAACUCACCAACAUCUCUCAGGAGACCAUCAAUACAUGGAUCUCACUCAUCUCCAUCACUCUGUCUGGAAAUAUGUGGGAAUGUACUCGAAGCAUUUGCCCACUGUUUACUUGGCUUAAGAAUUUCAAGGGAAAUAAAGAAAGCACUAUGAUAUGUGCAGGCCCUAAACAUAUGCAGGGUGAAAAGGUGAGUGAUGCUGUGGAAACAUACAAUAUCUGUGCUGAAAUCCAGGUGGUGGUUACUGAGAGAUCAUAUCAGGCACCUAAAACUGCCCAGAGACCUGUCUUUAUUCCUAAACCAACCAUUUCCAAACUGGAAAGCAAUCAACCAACGUCUGUUAUGCCAACCACUUUUGCAGACCUCCCAACACCUGGAGUGGAACCAGAGUAUGAGCAUGUUUCCUUUCACAAAAUAAUUGCUGGGAGCGUGGCCCUCUUUCUUUCUGUGGCCAUGAUUUUGUUGGUUAUCUACGUGUCAUGGAAGCGUUAUCCAGCCAGCAUGAAACAGCUCCAGCAGCACUCUCUCAUGAAGAGGCGAAGGAAAAAGGCCAGAGAGUCUGAAAGGCAAAUGAACUCCCCUUUACAGGAGUAUUAUGUGGACUACAAGCCAACAAACUCUGAGACCAUGGAUGUAUCAGUUAAUGGAUCCGGGCCCUGCACAUAUACCAUCUCUGGCUCCAGGGAAUGUGAGGUACCUCACCACAUGAAGACUUUACCUUAUUACAGUUAUGACCAACCAGUGAUCGGAUACUGCCAAGCUCAUAAGCCUCUCCAUGUAAAUAAGGGGUACGAUACCAUGUCCCGGGAGCAGGCUGAGACAACCAACCUGGAACUCAGUCGAGACCACAGCUUCAUAGCUACAAUUGCGCGUUCGGCUGCUCCAGCCAUUUACAUUGAGAGAAUACCAAACUAAUGAUGGAGACAACUUCUUCAGGGGGCGGAGUGGGGAGUUCUUUUGAGGGACUUUUCAUCUCAGAAGAGACCAGGGCAAGAAAUUAAAAUCGACCAUUCCAGUUACAAACGUUCCAACACAAAGGGAAUGGGAUAAAGCAAACUCCGCAGACUGUGGAAAUGCAGUACUCACUGAGAACAUCAGGAUUUUCUUUGCUUUAAACUUUCAAACAAAUUCCUCAAUGUAAAUAUUAAAGAGAGAUUGUCAAGUUCUUAUUAAAAAAAAUAGAUUUCACUCUAGCUACAUAAAGGGAUGGAUUAAGA
Molecule: messenger RNA, 4302 nt
Organism: Dromaius novaehollandiae (emu)
Lineage: Eukaryota; Metazoa; Chordata; Aves; Casuariiformes; Dromaiidae
Gene: LRRTM4
Product: leucine rich repeat transmembrane neuronal 4
Exons: 16
Coding region: 2228-4000 (590 amino acids)
Cellular component (GO): extracellular matrix
Molecular function (GO): protein binding
Source: RefSeq, a predicted model, not a curated record